This is a messenger RNA of Seriola dumerili (greater amberjack), 3111 nucleotides long. RefSeq names its product short transient receptor potential channel 2-like. The record is from RefSeq and is a predicted model, not a curated record. The transcript is spliced from 13 exons. Gene Ontology annotation, molecular function: inositol 1,4,5 trisphosphate binding; store-operated calcium channel activity. Gene Ontology annotation, biological process: regulation of cytosolic calcium ion concentration; calcium ion transmembrane transport; manganese ion transport. Lineage: Eukaryota; Metazoa; Chordata; Actinopteri; Carangiformes; Carangidae. Gene Ontology annotation, cellular component: cation channel complex; membrane. The coding region runs from base 1 to 3111 and encodes 1036 amino acids.
AUGGAAAACCUCACGCCAGAACAAUGGCGCGAGAUUAUGAACAAGAAGAUGCUGUUCCCUCCGGAGCUCAUCAGUGCAAUUCAGGAAGGGAAAAUAGAGCUGCUGUGUGGACUGUUGAAAACCGGUGAUGGCAUCAUCCGUCAGCUGGAUGAAUCUGAGGACCGCCAGUGGAGAGAGGCCCUCAACCUGUCCAUCCGCCUGGGCAAUGAGGAUGCCAUGGACACCCUCCUGCAGGGGGUCAAGUUUGACUUCCGUCAGAUUCAUGAGGCCCUGCUGGUUGCUGUGGACACCAACCAGCCCAGAGUGGUGAAGCGUCUGCUGGACCGCCUGGACCAAGAGAAAGGCAACAAGAUGGAUGUGCGCUCCUUCUCUCAGGCCAUCUUUGACCACUCUAUUGACAAUUCCCAGUUUGCCCCCGGUGUCACCCCUCUGACCUUAGCCUGCCAGAAAGACCUGUAUGACAUAGUCACCAUGCUCACCCAAAAAGGUCACAUCAUCCCAUGGCCACAUAAGAUAUCCUGCGCCUGUCUGGAAUGUCGAAACGGGCGGCAGUACGACCUGCUGAAGUUCUCCUUGUCUCGCAUUAACACCUACCGUGGCAUCGCCAGCCGUGCCUACCUGUCCAUCACUUCUGAUGAUGCCAUGCUCAGAGCUUUCAGUCUCAGCAGAGAGCUCCGGAAGCUCUCACAAAAAGAGCCAGAGUUCAAGCCUCAGUACCUUGGCCUGGAACAGCUCUGUCAGGAGUUUGCCGUUGAGUUGCUGGGCAUGUGUCGCAACCAGAGCGAGGUCACCACCAUCCUUAACAGCUGUGGAGACGAGAGCCAGGAUGCCUUACAAGAGCAGGCCUUUGAGGAGGGAAUACCCAACCUGUCACGACUGCGGCUUGCUGUCAACUACAACCAGAAGCAGUUUGUGGCACACCCAAUCUGCCAGCAGGUACUUUCGUCAAUCUGGUGUGGGAACCUGGCAGGCUGGAGAGGCAGCAGGACGGCCUGGAAGCUGUUUGUCUCCGUGGGGAUCUUCCUCACCAUGCCUUUCCUCUGCCUUGUCUACUGGAUUGCACCAAAGUCAAAGGUAGGAAAGAUCCUUAAGAUUCCUGUGAUCAAAUUCCUCCUUCACUCAGCCUCCUAUCUGUGGUUUCUAAUCACACUGCUUGGAGAAUCAAUAACAAUGGAGAUGUAUCGAGACAAAUUCGCUUCCCGGCAGCAGAAUAUGCUGCACAGCUCCUUCCACAUGGUGUGGGUGGUUGGAUUCUUCUGGUAUGAGUGUAAGGAAGUGUGGAUCGAGGGGCUGCGGAGUUACUUCCUGGACUGGUGGAACUGCUUGGACAUGAUGGUGCUCAGCAUGUACCUGGCGUCCUUUGCGUUACGUGUGCUCAUCAUGCUCAAAGGUUACCUCCUCUGCCAUGAUCAUAACGGCGCAGAGGAGUGUGUUUAUUUCACCCAGACUGUGCGUGAGGACUGGCAUCAGGAGGACCCCCAGCUCAUUGCCGAGGUGCUGUUUGCAGUGACCAGCAUGUUGAGCUUCACACGGCUGGCGUACAUCCUGCCAGCCCAUGAGUCUCUGGGAACUCUGCAGAUCUCCAUCGGAAAGAUGAUUGACGAUAUGAUGAGAUUUAUGUUUAUAUUGAUGAUCAUUGGAACAGCCUUCCUCUGUGGCAUCAACAAUGUCUAUGUUCCUUACGUCAUCUCUCCACAUCUUGGCAGGUUUAAUGAGACCUUCCACUUCUUAUUCUGGACCAUGUUUGGCGUGGCCAACCAGGACUACGUGGACAUGCCACAGUUUGUGUUGGCAGAGUUUGUAGGACGGAUUCUGUACGGCAUCUUCACGCUCGUCAUUGUCAUCAUCCUGCUCAACAUGCUUAUUGCUAUGAUCACCAACUCCUUUCAGAAAAUUGAGGAUGAUGCAGAUGUUGAGUGGAAAUUUGCUCGGUCAAAGCUGUACCUCAGCUACUUCAGAGAGGGCCUCACCAUACCUGUACCCUUCAACAUCAUCCCCUCACCCAAAGCUGUCUUUUACAUCUUAAGGGGUAUCUUCAAACAAAUCUGCUGCUGCUGCUCUUGUAAUUCUGAGCAAAAAUAUCCCCCGAUAGCCUCUAUGUCCAAUGAUAAGGGAUCUGAAGACAGCCAGUUACCUUACCGGCAGCAGGUGAUCAGGGCUCUGGUGCAGCGCUACAUUGAGUCAGCUCGCAGGGAGUUUGAGGAGACCAAGAGGAAAGAUAUCGGUAAUCGCAUCACUGAGCUGAGCAAAGCAGUCUGCAGGAUGCACAGUGAUAUGAAAGUGAUCCAGCAGCUUCUGAUGGAUGACGGACACAUUCCAAGUGAUGCGUUGACCAAGGAUGGCUCCUCCAUACUAGGGAAAUACAUAAUUGGCGCCAAGAACAAUUUCAGAGGUUUUAACAGCAGACAAGAGGACAAGAACACAUCACUUCAAGUGACAGUUCACCAUGAAGACGAAGGGGUUGAUAAAGAAAAAGUUGCAGAUGCAAAGCAGGAGUCAGACACACAACAGAAUCAGGUGGGUGAAUGUGGAGCAGAGGGGACAACGCAGGUAACGGACUGUGAUGUGGUGAAGAUGGAGGAAGGCAGAGCUAAAAUAGAGACAGAAGAUGAAAAGGAAACUGAGAAGGAAGAGCAGGUCGAAGCAGACAAAAAUGAAAAUAUGUACAAUAAAAUAAAAGAGGAGGGGGCAGCAGGAGCAAGUUUUAACAAUGUUGAAGAAAAGAUGAAAGCCGAGGUCACACAGGAUGAAGCAGAAAAUAUAAGGGAAGAAGAGAUACACACAGGGGCAAAGAUUGGUGAAAAACACACAGAGGCAACUACUGAACCAAUUGAGAGCAUCAAAGUCAGCAAUGAAAAGACAGAGACAAAGAAAUUAGUAAAUAAGUUCAAAGACAUAGAGCUGCAAGAAAAAAAAGUGGAGGCCAGAUGGAUGAAGGGUAGAAAGUUCGAGCAUAAUGUAGCUGAGAAGUCUGGUGUCAGAGAGAGCAACGACAAACCUGGAGUUCAGAAAACCAUUCCCUCGCCAACAGGCAGCAGCAGCUCCCAGGACACAGGCUUUGGUUCACAAGAAGGGGAGGGGUCAAUCGAUGGGUCGCUAGUGAGACCUUAG